GGGGAAGGAAGGAAGGAAGAUAGAGGAUGAAAUAAUAAUAAUAAUAAAAAGAUCCAGACGCGCCGGCAGCACGGAGAGGGUCCCCAUCAGCCGGAUCAAGACUCUGUGUGUGCGUGUGGAUUAAAACCUUUGGGAAGAAGGAGGAAAACACCAAACCCCGCAUCAGGACGACCUGGGCUUUCAAAAGGGAUACAACACUCUGGAUGCGCUUAUUCUUCUCUUUUGUGACAGAUGCUUAAAUCGAUUCCGACGGCCGAAUCUUAGGGUCGGUGGUGGUUUUUUUUUUUUUAUUUUUCCUUUGUUAUUAUUUUUUAUUUUUAUCUCCACCGUUUGGGCUCGCUGUUUUCUUUUUAAUUCCUUCGUUCUGCCCCGAGUCGCAUCCCUGCCGGCCCCCACCCUUCCCAAGCUGGCGGCUUGAUGGGAGCCGCGGCCCCGGGGAGGCCGAGGAUCCCCCGCGGCUCCAGGCGCGCUCCGCAGCCACGCAGGGCUGCGCAGCGCCGUCCAGCCCAGCCCGCCUCCCCCCGCGCGAUGCGCCGUGGCGCCGCACUCUAGGCGGCAUUUUCGCCCUCUCUCCUUUUUUCUCCGGGGGGCGAAGCGAGACAGAGAGGCGGCUCCCCCCUCGCCAGGUUCCCUCGCUCUUCCUCCGCUUUUUGCCCCCUUUUCCUCGCACCCUUCGCGGCGGGCGGCGGAGGAAGCCAGCGCGGAGCCUGGCGCAUGCCACAGCCCUCCUCGGCCCCGCCGCCGCCACCGCUUUCCCCCCGCCGCGACCCGGCUGCCGGCCCCUUCAUGCGCGGCGGCCGACAUGCCCGUUUUGUAGCCGGAGCCCCCUCCUCUCGUCCCGCAUGUUCAGGACCAAACGCUCGCUGCUCGUCCGGCGGCUCUGGCGGAGCCGUGCCCCCGGCGGCGAGGAGGAGGCGGGCGAGCCCGGCUGGGCGGCCGAGGGCCGGGCGCAUGCCGGCGGCGGGGGGCGCGGGUGCUGCCCCGGCAAGGCGGGCAGGGGCGGCCGGGCGGCCGCGGAGGCAGAAUUGAAGGCGCUGACCCACGCCGUGCUGAAGCGGCUGAAGGAGAGGCAGCUGGAGGGGCUGCUGCACGCCGUGGAGUCCCGCGGAGGGGCGCGCACCCCCUGCCUGCUGCUGCCCGCCAAGGGUGACUCGCGGCUGGGCCAGCACUGGUACCCGCUGCCCGUGCUGCUCUGCAAGGUGUUCCGCUGGCCCGACCUCCGGCACUGCUCCGAAGUCAAGAGGUUGUGCUGCUGCGAGUCGUACGGCAAGGCGCACCCCGAGCUCGUCUGCUGCAACCCGCACCACCUCAGCCGGCUCUGCGAGCUAGAGUCUCCCCCUCCACCGUACUCCAGAUAUUCAAUGGAUUUUCUCAAACCAACGGCAGAUUGUCCAGACUCUGUGCCUUCCUCCACUGAAACAGGGGGAACUAAUUGUCUAGCCCCUGGGGGGCUUUCAGAUUCCCAAGUUCUUCAGGAGCCAGGGGAUCGGUCACAUUGGUGCGUGGUGGCAUACUGGGAAGAGAAAACGCGCGUGGGUCGGCUGUACUCUGUUCAAGAGCCCUCCCUGGAUAUCUUCUAUGAUCUACCUCAGGGGAAUGGUUUCUGCCUCGGACAGCUCAACUCGGACAACAAAAGCCAGCUGGUGCAGAAGGUCCGCAGCAAGAUUGGGUAUGGCAUCCAGCUCACUAAAGAAGUGGAUGGCGUGUGGGUGUACAACCGUAGCAGUUACCCCAUCUUCAUCAAGUCGGCCACACUGGACAACCCCGACUCCAGGACGUUGCUGGUGCACAAAGUGUUUCCAGGUUUUUCCAUCAAGGCUUUUGACUAUGAGAAGGCAUACAGUUUGCGGAGGCCGAAUGACCAUGAGUUCAUGCAGCAACCAUGGACCGGAUUUACUGUUCAGAUCAGCUUUGUAAAAGGCUGGGGCCAGUGCUACACGAGACAGUUUAUCAGCAGUUGCCCGUGCUGGUUGGAGGUUAUUUUUAAUAACCGAUGACUCGAGACAGAGUGGACUCAUGACAUUUAUAUUACUUUGCUGCUAUUAUUUCCUUCUGAGUGCUUGCUUUUCAUGCAAACUUUUUGUUUUGUUUUGUUUUUUCCUGUUUUGAGAAAUAGCUUAUGGAAAGAUUUUUGCCUUGGUAUUUUGAUAAAUAUAUAUAUAUAUUUUUAAAGUGUGAAUGACCAAUAACUCAGAAGGGCAAAAGAAGGGUGCAGGGGGUGGGGGCAGAUCUCAUACGAUAAUUGUUUCCCACCUCUGAAAGGAUUAUCCUAUGCGAUUGAGGAUCGGGAAGCCGCUUGCUAUUUGUUAUGGCUCCUUCUCUUGGAUAACACGACAGGAGACCCCUAUUUUUCAUGCACCACCUUCCCCUUGCCUCUGGCCGUCCCCAGUGGUGGUAACACCCAGCUGAGACCCCUUCCCCAGCGAUGCUAACCCCACCUAGCCGCAACCAAAUGAUGGUGCAAAACCUUCCCAGCCAAGUCUUUACCCACCCUUGUCGAUUUUUUGUUGUCGUUGUUGGUCUGGCAUCUCGUCCCUGUGUUCAUCUUGUCCACCACAAGAACAUGGGUGUUGGGGGAAGUCUGCCCAUCCUUCCAUUGCUUUUUUUAUUGUCAUGGAUUGAUGCAAGGGGAGAAAACAACCAUGAAGAAACCGUGCAUGGCACAUGCUUUACAAUUUGAGCUGAGAUGCGAAGUGACAGAAGCAUAAGCUUAAAAAAAGAAGCAAAGCAAACAAACAACAACAACAACAAAAACAAAACAAAACAAAAAAACAAAUGGGGAAAAAAAAGUGUUCACAAUAGUUGGUCUGUUAUAACCUGCUUAGAUUAGGUUAUCCCGGUACCAUCGUAUCUGGAAAUGCAGUUGUGCUUUCAUUUCUUCUUGAAUUCAUACACAAGUAUGAUACUUUUACACUGUUCUUAGCUCAAUGAGCAUGUUUAGACCUUAACAUAAGCUAUUUUUCUAAAUAUAAAGGUUUAAAUGAACAAGAGAGCAUUCUCAUUGGAACUUUAGCAUUGUAGUGCUUUGGAAAUAAAACAAAAAAAAGACUCCUUAAAAAAACCCUGAGAUUUAUUGAAGAAAAAAAUGUAUUUUAUGUUAUAUAUAAAUAUAUUAUUACUUGUAAAUAUAAAGACGUUUUAUAAGCAUCAUUAUUUAUGUAUUGUGCAAUGUGUAUAAACGAGAAAAAUAAGAUGCACUUUGCUUUAAUAUAAAUGCAAAUAACAAAUGCCAAAUUAAAAAAAACAAAAACAAACAAACAAACAACAACAACAGCAACAAACACGAGAUUGGUGUUUUUUUCUAUGGGUGUUAUCAUCCAGAUGAAUGUUUUUUCUAAAGGAGUUUAUGUUCCAUUGAAAAAUAAAAGCGUACACUUGA
Molecule: messenger RNA, 3379 nt
Organism: Oxyura jamaicensis (ruddy duck)
Lineage: Eukaryota; Metazoa; Chordata; Aves; Anseriformes; Anatidae
Product: mothers against decapentaplegic homolog 7-like
Exons: 5
Coding region: 843-1997 (384 amino acids)
Biological process (GO): anatomical structure morphogenesis; cell differentiation; transforming growth factor beta receptor signaling pathway
Cellular component (GO): heteromeric SMAD protein complex
Molecular function (GO): transcription regulator inhibitor activity; I-SMAD binding
Source: RefSeq, a predicted model, not a curated record